Molecule: messenger RNA, 12642 nt
Organism: Astrephomene gubernaculifera
Lineage: Eukaryota; Viridiplantae; Chlorophyta; Chlorophyceae; Chlamydomonadales; Astrephomenaceae
Source: the annotation of a GenBank genome assembly
CCCAGCAGAAGGUUACAGCAUCUGAUUUGUCUAACCGGCCUUAUCUUUGAACGCCCCAAACUCUAUCAUGCUUGCGCGCGCUUGCAACGACGAUAAAGUCAAUUUUUUUUUCAUUAACAAGUAUUCAUUAAUAGUUACAUACGCGAUCUAGGUUGGAAUGAAACGCAGACACGUGUUAGGAAAUAGGAGAAGCCCGGCCGCAUAGCCGAAGUCGCGACGCUGCCAAUCUAAUGCCAGAGAGCGUUAGCAGGAGUCAGAGCGGCCAUUCGGUCAGCAGCUUUAGUUCUGCUCCUAGCAGGGAAAGCGUCGUCAGCAGGCUUGAGGAUGGGGCCACAUCGGAGUUGCUCGAAUUGGGCGAGGGCUUCGUGGUUGGCAUCUUUGGUGUCUUAUUCACCAUUGUCAAGGAGCGCUACAACACAGGCGUGCGCUUCCUUCUCGUCAAGCUUGCCCUGGACUUUGCACAGCUUUUUACGGUGGUGUUCAAACCCUCAGACGGCUGGAUUGUGGAUCAGAACCUCUGGUGAGUGAUGUGCCAUACAGCGGGCCACACGAGAGGUAGGGAGGGCUGUGACAUGAUGUGAUGUUGCGUCCCUGUCGCGUUGCGCUUCCCUGUGCUACGGGGCGGCUGGUGGGGCAUGUGGACAGUGCGGGCGCGGGGAGCAUGGCCAGCUGCAGCACUAGCUGAAGCUGCAGGCCGAGCAGGCCGCGAGCCGGGAUCUGCUGCUAGGUAGCGCAGGAGCAUUGGAAGCGGUACUUCCAUGGUGACAGCGUAGGUGGGGCUCGACAGCUGCUGCUGCUGCAGCAGUCGCCGGGGGCGACAAUGGCGUGUGACGUGCUCUGCAAGCGGUUUCAGCACGGCAGGGAGGCAGAGUGGAGCUGCAGUCAGGGACGCAGCCAGGCAAUGGCGCCAGCUUGGCCGCAGGCGGCAGAGCAGCUCAGAGCGGACGCGGGAUCCGCUAGCCGUCCACUGUCCGCAGCUAGCCGCAGGGGGGCUGGGGCUGCGGGCCCACCCGGCUGUACGGCGCGGCAGUGUGCGGGUGCGGGGGCGCCGGGCGGUGAGCGCCACUCGAGGAGGCGCUUCCAAGGGACCUGGCGCCGGUGAUAGGCGCGAGGAACGACAAACGAUGGGAGCAGGACUAGCCGGUCCGCCUGCUGCCGCCUGCCGCAGGGGGGCGGUACGCCCUGCCAGCCCCAUCCGCCUUGUGUGGGGGAGGAAUGGGGUAUGAUGCAGCGGAGUUGGGGAGCACCCGGGAGGGAACCACCCGGGAGGGAGCUGACCAUUGGGGCAGGGCUCCACCAUGCAGCAGGCAGUAGGCAGCAUGUGUGUGCCGCAUUAUGGUCCCGCACCCGCCGACCCGGCGAGGCUAAUGGUGGUGGGCAGCAUGGGGGCGUCAGGCGGGCAGCCACCCGGGCUCGCUGUUGCCUGGGCCCGAGCGCCCCACACGAGCUGGUGAAGCCGGCUGGGGCACAGGGUCUGUGAGGGCAGCCGCGUGUUGGAGGAGGGCUGGCAGACGCAGCGAGGGACGCGGGGGCCGCAGGCAGACGGGGUUGCAGCCGCAGGCCAGCAGGCGGUUCCGAGUCCCCUUGGCCUUGACCAGGACCAGCUACUCUCCCCGCAACCCUGGGCCCGUGCACCCUCGUGAGGUGCCCAUUGAGUUCCGCUCCUACUCCUCUCCAUUUCGCCCUCCCUUUCCCUCCUCCCUGCAGGCUGUGGAAGGUGCUUCAGAUGCUGCAGUUCGAGGACUUUAUCCGACCCAGGGGCUACAGCUUCCUGCUUGCGGCGCUGUACUUGGUGAUUGCGCUGCUGCUGGUGGCGGUGGCUCUGUCCUCCUGGGUGGCGUGGUGCUUCCAACACCGCAACUUCCCAUUCGUGUGGCCCAUCAAGCUGCUCCGCGUGUAUGCCAACAUCUUCUUCCACGUGCUGGAUGUGGCCACCCUCACGCUGCUGCAACUGCCCUUCGACUGCCGCUGGCUGGGUUACUCCAAGGAUCUGCGCAACCAUCUCUCCAUCUUCCCCAGCAUGGUCUGCACCGCCAUGCCCCACGUGGCCCACAUGACGGCUGCCGGGGUGGCACUCACCGCCUACCUGUCCAUGGCAGCGCUCAAUCUCAUGGCGGACUUUGAGCUGAACCCCACCACCCGCAACCUGUACGCCACCGCCAACAGCGCAGUGGAGGUCCGUGCGUUCUUCAUCAAGUCGCUCAUGACCAUGACAACCUACGCGAUCGGCUGGCCGCGCAUCCAGAACCUGUUGCUUCUGGGCUUCACCGCUUACCUCACCUGGAUGUACCUCAAAUGGCAACCCCACCUGUUCGGCUGGGUGAACCACCUGCGAGUGGGCCUCAACGCAGCCAUCACCGUAGUCAGCCUGGGCGCGGUGGUGCUGUCCUUCCACAAGCAGCCAACUCGGGAAUUCCGUGUGCACGUGACCAACACCUUCUUCGCUAUGACUGGUCCGGUCAUGAUUGCUGGAUCCGCACUGUCGUACGUACGACUCACCUGGUGGACCAAGUACGUGCUCAUGCGCUACCGUACGGCACCCGCCCGACAGAAGGCGCGACGGAUCUACAAAUUCAAGGACGCGCGGGAGGUUGAGAUUGUGGCUCGCGUGUGCCGCCGCUGGACGGAUGCGCACUUCGAGGUGUUAGACCGGGGUGCAGCCAAGGAGGCGGAAAUUGUGAUUAAGGGAGGCAUGCAGCUCUUCCCAAACAGUGCCACCAUGAUUCUCACCUACGUCAACUUCCUAGUGGACGUCCUGGAGAGCACCCAGACGGGCUACAGCCAGCUGCAGGCCGCGAAGAAGUGCACCCCCAACCUCAUGGAGCGGUUCGCCAUCUUCGCUCGGGAGCAGGAGCACAUGCAGCGCGCCACGGGUGCCAAGUCGGGUGAGAGCAGUGUGGACCUGGUGAGCUACGUGGAGUACCAGCGCAACCACAGGAUGGUCAUGCGCGCCCACCGAGCCGCCCUGGUGGCCAUACGCAACUUCUGGCAGCUGCUGCUGCACAACUCCGUGUCCUUCACCUCGCUGGCAAAGGCGCUGCACAGGAUUGAGAAAUGCGUCAAUGUGGCCGAGGGCUUCUACCGCACCGCCCUAGCUCGCUACCCCGCCAGCCCCAAGCUGCUGCGGGGGUACGGCAAGUUUCUGGAGGCCGUCAAGAACAACCCUUGGAAGGCGGCGAAGUACUUCAGCGAGGCUGAGAAGCUGCAGGAGCUGCAGCAGCAGGACGAGGCCACCCUGGCCGUGAUGGGCCCCGAGGAGGGCGGGGUGGGCGGUCUGGGCGGCGGCGCGCACCUGCUGCACAGGGUGGACGAGCGGGUCAACAUCGUGUUCCUCAUCAACAGCGCGGGCAUCAUCCAGCUGGCGAAUAAGAACGCCUGCUCGCUGCUGGGCUACGGCAAGGGCGAGCUGGACGGCAAGAACAUUAACACCAUCAUGCCUCCGCCCUUCAGCCAGCGCCACAACCGCUACAUCAGGCAGUACAUCCAGACCGGCCGCGAGCGCGUCAUCUCCUCCGUCAACACCGUGGUGGCGCUGCACAAGGCGCGCUACGUGCUGCCCGUGAAGCUGGCAGUGUCCAAGGUGUCGGGAGCCACGGAAGACUCCAUCUUCAUGGGCGUGCUGGAGACUGUCCCGGUGGACCCAGCCGAGGCGCACCUCUACCUACUGCCCAGCGGCGUGGUCACCGCCAUGGACCAGGCCUUCGCGGAGUGGCUGGGCUUCGAGCUGGGAGACAUCAUCGGCAAGGACAUCGGCACGCUGGUCACGGACGCGGAGCAGAUCAAAAACCUCCUCCCCAAGUUCGACCCCCUCACCUGGGCCAAGCUGCAGCGCGUUAGCACCCUGGCGCCCGGCCUCGCCGCCGCCACCGCCGCCACCCUCACCCCCGGCACCACCACCUCCGGAACCCUGCACACCGGCCUCACCACCGGCCUCACCACCGUACCCGCCUCACCACCGCUCCCCAGCACCGGCCUCGGCGGAACUACCACCACCACCACCCACGUCCCCGGCGGCAUGUUCCACGGCCUACACAUGGGCGGCCUGCACAUGCCCGCCCUCUCCAUGCACCUCCCCUCGCCCAACAACAACUACAACACCCUGGCACCCGGCGCCUCGCCCUCCAUGACUGCCGUACAGUCGCUUGCCACCCCCGAGCACCUGACCUCCGUACACUUCCUGCACAAGUACACUCGGCCGGUGGAGUGCAGCGUGACCAUGCAGCGGCUGGGGGUGGGCCCGGUGGAGUGCAUGGUGGAGCUCACGCUGCGGCGCAACGGCCCCGCGCACCUGCUGGCGCUCACAGGGCCCAGCGGCAGGGUUAGGUACAUUGCCAGCGAGCUAGCUCGCGCGCUGGGCACCUCCCCCUCCGCGCUCUACCGGCAGCCGCUGGGAGACAUCAUGCCGCAGCCCUGGGGCACCCUGCACGCCGCGUGGAUCAAGACCAUGGGCGGCGCCAGCGCCGCCGCGCCCGGAGUCAUUGUGCCCGGCAGCUGCCGCAGCGGCAUCACCACGGUGCUGGGCUCCUCGCUGCGAAUGCAGGGCUACUACCGGCUGGCCAUCAGCAGCAACGACGACUCGGGCGAGAUGCGGCACGUGAUCGAGGCUGAGCCCAGCUCCCGGGAGGCUGCCAUGGCUGAGCGGCGGCUGGUGCUCACGGUGGACGCGGACGGCAUGGUGACGGAGGUGGACGAUGGACCCACCUGGCUGUACGGCUUCCCGCCGGCGCAACUGCUGGGACGCAGCCUGGCGGAUGUGGUGACGACGCUGAGGCCGCAGCCGGGCAGGAGGAAGAAGGGCGCGGAGUCGGGAGAAGGAGGGGGCGCGGGGAAGGAGGAGGAGCAGCAGCAGGCAGGGGAGCAGGAGGAGGAGGAGGACGAUGUGUCGGUGACGGACCUGCUGUCCAUGCUGAUAUCCAAGGCCAUGAUGCAGAACGGCGUGUCCUGGCGGGUUGGCGUUACAGUCCCCACGGACGAGGAGGAGCUGCGAGCGCUGGGGCCCAUGCGCCAAGCCGUCAUGGCCAAACGCACCACCCCCGCUGUCAUGGAGAUUGAGGUGUCGCUCGACACGACGGCGUUGGGUCGCGGAGCACCCACGGGAACCGGCAUGUGCAGCUGCGGCGAGGAGGGCACCGAAGAUGGCGAGAAAGGGGGCCUCGGCUGGGGCGCGGGUUCGGCGGGCCAGCAUGGGAGUACGGGUGGAAGCGGUAUCUCUACCACGGCGGCUCCUCAGGGGGCCGGGGAUGGCGGCGGAGGCUGCGGCGGAGGCGGUGGCGGAGGCGACGCGGGGUACAAUCCUGAGCUGCUGAAUUCAGCGACGUCGGCCACGCCGGGGGGUGCGGCGACAGGCAGCUCCUCCUCGCUCUUCUGGCGCACCGGGCGGCUAUCGUCAGCCAACGGCGCGCCGCCGCUAUCGCCGGGUUCCGCCGCUGCCAUGACGGCGGCGCUGAUGAGCAGCGGUGGCGGCGGCGGAGGCGGCGGAGGCACGGAGGCGCGCUUGCUCCGACGCUCGGGGAGCGUACCGACCAUACCGGCUCGCAAAUCAAGCGGGCUCGCUGGGUUAUCGUCUGACCCCACUGGAAGCCCCACGGCGGUGGCGGCAGCGGAGGCGGCGGCGGCCCUUGGCGGCGGGUUGCCGCCACCGAAUCCGCCGGCGGCGCGGCGGUCGUCGUUACCGCGUGUACGGCGGAAGAGCUGGAUCGCGAUGGAGGGCCCCGGCGGCGGCAUCGUGGUGGUUAGCGGCGCGGCGGUGGAGGACGCGGCGAAUGGCGGCGUCGGCGGCAGUCGACGUACCCGUCGGCGGAGUUCGAUGCCGGCGGUGCUGGGUCGAGCCAGCUUGGCGGCGGCCACGGCCUGCGCAAAUGUGGAGGUGGAGACGGGGGAGAGUCGGAGCGAGGCGACGCUAGCGGGCGGGAUGGCGGAGGAGGGCGGCGGCGCAGCGCCAGCGGCGGGAUGUCUGUCAACAGCGUUGCCUCAACGUCCCUCCGGUAGUAAGACGCGCAUAUCGUUCGAUGUGAAGGAGAAACACUGCGACGAUGAUGACGGGGACCGCGAAGAGCACUUGCGGCGCAUGCACCAGAUCCGUACACCGUCCCCAUUGAGCAGCGGCUCCCGAGGCAACACCUGGACGAUGCCGACAGAGGACGGUACAGCGGCGCCUUGCGGGGCUGUUGAUACCACCACCGACGACGACGACGGAGGUGAGGUUGGUACGGCAGCGGACUGCGCAGCCGAUGAGCCGCAGCUCAUUCCCGGACAUCCAGUCGGCGACGGCGAUGACGGGGCCGACAGCGAUGGAGCUAUCGGCCACUCCGCUGCUGGCGACGCUGCCACCGCCGCGGUAUCGCGCCAGUCAAGCUCAUCCCUGUACGGCUUCCAAACUGACGGCGGCGGCUGCAGCGAGGACCCCAGCAAGAUGCUGCUGACCAAGCUGCUCUCCGCUCGCUUCACGCGCGUGGCCGCCGGCGGUCCGCUGGACACCGGCCUGUCCACCGGGCAGGAGGACUUGCUGGGGCCCCUGCUGCCGCUGCUCAUGACGUCCAACAACUCCGUCCUUGACGACCUCCCCAAAACCUCCCAAUCUGGCAUGAUCUCGCCGGCGCGCAAGGGAGCAACAGCAGCAACCGCCUCUCCAGUGUCCCCCGGGCCUGAUACCCGAGACAUCGCCGCCGCCGCGGCCAUGGGGACCGGGGAAACGGGGGUUGGCGAAGAUAUCGGCGGUGAUGAGGUUGGCGAUGAUGAUAGUGUGGAGCUGCCGCUGUCUAUCGCGGAUGAUGCACGCGUGGUGGUCAUCCGCGUGAGUCUGUGGCGAGCGGACUUCCUGUCGCCGGUGGUGGAGGUGGACAGCAGUGGAACCAUUGCGGCGAUGGUGGGAGACGACCUGUCACCGCCGGGCCUGCUCUUCGGCGUUCCCACCCCCAGCAUGCUGUCCCAGUCGCUUCACAGCUUCCUGCAGCUUCCCGACCGCUCCGUGUCGGGGCUGUUCCACGACCCCGGCACCGCGCGGCGCGGCGGGCUGAAGACCACCGCCAAGGAGGCCAACAAGGUCGGCAGCCUGCGGGAGAUCACUGCUCGCCACUUCGACGGCCAGCCGCUGGACCUCACGCUGCAGGCGGUGGUCAAGGACUCCUCCCCCACUCGUACAUAUGUCGUACUGAAGCCCCGGAAGCCCUCCAAGGGCAGCCGCGCAGCCCUGCUUAGCAGCGUCGCUGACGUGGGGUUGCGACCCGUACUGGCCCAGGCGCAGGCGCAAGCGCAAGCGGGACUGCCGCUCAGCUCCGUUCCCUCCUCCCUGUCGCAACCGCCCUCUGAUCCGGAGCAGUUGCAAGUGCAGCAGCUGCAGCGGCAGUGGGGUUCGAACCCGCAGCUGCAACUGCAGCUUCCGCAGCCCGAGCAGGGCCAGCAGGUGCCGCAGGGGCAGCGACAAUCGUCUGGCAGUGGCUACAUGGCUAUUUAUCGGAUAAGCAACUUCUUAGGUAAUGAGCCGUACCAUCUUACAGGCGCGCUGUCGGGUGUUCCGGCGUUGCAAGGCGACCUUGCCGGCUUGGGCGCUGCUGCUACUGCCGGCAUUAGCGGCGGCCGAGUCAGUGGCAGUGGCAGCAUUGGCGGCCACCUACGGCCGAGUACGGCACCUGCCUCCGUUGUACGGAACCGCGCUGCGCUGCGCUAUAGCAUGGAGUCAGGCGCCUCCGUUGCCGCCCCUGUUGUCGCCCCAGUCCUACAACAGGAACAGGAGCAGCAGCCGUACAGGCCAUAUACGGCGCCUUCUGCUCCUUCUCCCCGUAUGAAUAACGAAGGGGACGCGGAUGACCCACGGGUCGCUCAGCAGGCGUUGCUGUCACUUCGGCAUCCCUCCGUCUCCAUGCAGCACUUUGGGCGUCAACAUACGCACGGGCAGCCGGGGCCAGGGACGGGUAUGGAGACGGCGGCUGUUAGGCCAGGACCGCUGCUAGCAUUCCAACCCCAGUCAGGAAAUGGGGAUGCCGAGACGAGCCAUCGGGGCGAAGAACACCCCUUUGGUGUGAGCUACCGGCCUGUGGAAAGCGGCCCCACAGCCCCUGGAGCACGCCUCUCAGCUUCAGGCGCCGCCGCCGGCGGUGGUGUUGUCGGCGGUGGAGACGCCAAUAGCUUAUGGGUUCGCACCACCGCGGGACCCUCAGCGGGCCGGGGAUCCAUCCUUUCCGUACGAGCUGGAUCCAGAACAGCAUCAGUCACGCCGGCGGCGCCGCCGCCACUGCCGCUGCCGCCGCAGUCGACACACGGCGACGGCGGCGCCGCCGACAUCGCGUCCAGGGUAGAUGCCGCCGCCACCGACGUAGACUCUUCGCCGCUGGCGUCAGCCAUGUUGCCGUACGACGGCGACUCGACCGACCGAGUGACGCCGCCCAUUUCGCCGACGGAGGUGAGUGCCGGCUCCGGCAGCAGCGGCGCCACCUCCCGCACUGGCGCCGCGUCGGAGGUCCGCCGCCGCCGCAGGCGAGGACUGCACUCCGGCAGUGGCAGCGACAGCGACGGCGGCGGCGGAGCCAGGAGCGAGGUUGACGGGGACGCAGUCCCCGGACAUCACGAGGGUCGUGACCGCCGCGCCGGCGGCGGCUUCGGCCUGGGCCGCGUGCCCAGUCCCAGCCGGAAGGGCCGUGGCGCGGAGGGUGCCGCCGGACGAGUGAGACCCGGCUCUGCCGGCAAGCAGCAUGCGGCGGCGGGGGGAGGUGAGGAGGCGGCGGAGGACGAGGGCGGACUGGACCUGGCCGAUGACGCCAGCGAUAACGCCAGCGGCUCAGUGGUGUCAGAGGUGCUGGACGCCUCCGGACCCACCGCGGACUACCGGCGGGGCAAGCGGUACCGCAAACUGCUCAAGGUGCUUGAAUCCCCCGUGGUGCAGCGAGCCGCCCACGACUUCCAGUGGCAGGCGCUGCUGGCUAAUGUUGCUCAGCUGCUGACCAACCUGACUGCCUUUGUGCUGCUGACGGUGCUGCUGAAGCAGCAGAGCGGCCACGUGCAGCGACUGCAUGCGGCCACCGGGGUCAACCGACUCAUGCACGAGGCCUUCAUUAUCAUGCAGAAGCUGAACAACCAUUACGAGGGGCUGUACCCGGCUGCCGGCUACUACAGCGCCGCCUCGGUGCCGCCCCUGACCGAGGACCUGAAGCUGCACCUUGAUGUGUUCGCGGAGCUCAACACGCAGAUCUACUCGGAUGUCGGCAACGAACGACCCGACCCCAACACGCCGUACGACCCGCGCAAUGCCCAGGACAUUUGGAACAAGCCCGUCCACAACGAAACCCUCUUCUACAGCACCACCCCCUACCGCAUUGAAUAUCGAAACACCUCCCUCUGGGACCUCUCCAGCUCCUUCAUUGAACGCGCCUCCGAAGUACAGCACAUGCACGCCACCUGGGGCCCCGCGCACGCCACCCUCGCCGACUUUGACGCCUACCGCUGGGUCAUGACCAACGGCCUGGGUCCGCUGCAUGAGGGCUACAGCGAUGCGCUGCUGCAGCUGAUGAACAAGGCCAUCAGCCAGGCGCACAGCGUGAACCGGCUGCAGCUGGUGCUGCUGGUCAUCCAGGGCUGUGUGGUGUGCUCGCUGCUGGUGGGCUACAUGUGGUGGCUACAGCGGCGGGUGUCGCAGCAGCGCUACCGGCUGUACUCGCUGUUCAUGUUGGUUCCCGUCGGCCUGCUUCGCGCGCUGGCGUCCAAGUCUGUAGCCGUCACCGACAACUCGGAUGGCGAGGCUUCCUCGGACGAUGAGCACCACGAUGCACAUGUGGGCGGACCCACGGGUCACCAGGGGGACGCGCAGGGUGGGCGCUCGCACUCCUCCUCCGUCAUCAACCUGGCGAUGAAGUCUUCGCUGUGGGGCGGCGGGGCGGGGCGGAGCAGCGAGGCGGAGGGCACCGGCUCACUGGGCAAGUGGCUCGGCUGGAUCGGCCGUCGCGACCCAGCCAACCCCGCCCUCGCGCCCAACCCCUCCUCCGGCUCCGCCUCCCGCCUGCUGCGCCCUCCGAGCGCUAACGGCGGCCACAACCCCAACGGCGGCCCCGGCGCCGGCAGCAGCGGCGGGCACCACAAGCGCCGGCAGCUGGUGCCCUCCAACUACGAUUCGGUGUCGCUUCUGGCGCCCUUUGUGGUGUGGGGCGCACUCAUAUGCGUGCUGUACGCCGUAGGGUUCGUGUUGCUUCAGAACACCGCAGGUCCGCUGGCGCUGCUGAGUACCCACAACGUGGCCGUCGUGCGCAUGCACCGGCUGAUGCUGUACAGCCUGCAGGUGGGCAGCCAGGCGGAUGAGGCGGGCAGGCGGCUGCUGCAACCCGUGCUGGCGCAGGAGCUCAGGGAUUUCGAGCGCGAGUGGGAUGUGCUAAUGUACGGCGCUAACACCACUCUGCGCCAGGAGCGGCAUUUUGAAAUGUGUACGACAAACACCGCGUUCAGUGACGGCCAUCUGUCGUACGAAGCGUUUAGGAUAGACGGCUGUCUGACAGAGCAGCUAUCAGAAGGCGACUUAUCCGUGUGUCGCAACCAGAGCGAUAAGGACUAUGCGGCCACCGUCCAUGGGGUGAGCAUGAUGAUCGAGCGGUUCAAGGAGGACGUGUCGUACCUAGUCCGCCUGCCGCCCGCCCUGAUCAGCCUCAACAGCUCCCAUUUGGACUACAUCAUGCGAGAGGGGGAGACCAACGUUGAGAACGGCAUUAACACCGUCGCCGGCAGCCUCAUCAGCAACAUCGACUCCCUCUACCACCACGUCAGCCUGCUGCAGAUCUUCAGCCUCGUCAUCUCCUGGUUGCUGGCGGUGGCUUUCAUCUUCGUGCAGCUGCGUCCCUUCCUGCGCAGCAACCACGCGGAAACACAACGCAUUGCGCGCAUGCUCAGUGAGCUGCCGCCGGAUGUGGAUAUCGAGGGUAUCGUGGCACGGGUGCUGCUGCGGCCGGAGGCAGCGUCGGGAGGAGGUGGGGGCGGCGGAGGAGCGCCGGUGCAGCGUAGCAGUGGGAGCGCUGGGGCGGGCGGUGAGGGAGGGACGAGUGGGCGGCUGUCUGCGGCGUUGAGGGAGAUGGUGAGCGCGGGGAGUAAGCGGUGGGCGCAUGGGCCCAGGCUGUCUGGCUAGGUGGCGGUAGUGAUGGUAGCGGCAUGGUGGGGAAGGGAUGGCGCGGAACGGUGUGUGAAGUGUGCGGGUAAGCUGAGAGAGAGUUGGAGGCUUAACGGUUGUUUGGUUGGUUUGUAGAAUUGUUGACUUGGAAGCUAAGCAUUUUAGAGCUGGUGUGGGAUGCCCACGCUGCCGCUGUUUAUUGAGCUUAAACCUUGUUACUCGAACCCUUGUACUAAGGACUGCUGUUGGUGUUGCCAGCUGUUUAGGGUUUUCGGUUAGCUCAGUUUCCGGGGCCGUACGACAUGUCAGUUGGUGUCGGUUGGCGGACCCGACGCUAGUAUGAGAGGGUGCAUGUGUGUUUUGCACCUGCACACGCUGUGCGGCGUCCCCUGCGGCUAUGGUUCUCUUUGGCUGGUUUGGCCGUGUUGUCAUCGUGCUUCCCUAUUUCAACAGGUUACUGUUUGCCACAGGAGACUUGGAUCACUGGCGUAUCAGAACUGCGGACAUCUUUUUUGAACAGUGAUGGCGAGAGACAGCUAUGGUGCUUUGGAGAGCUAACGAGUCUUGCGUGUGGAGACGUGGCAGCUAGUGUGUUAACAAGAAGCGUGUGUGUUGUGUUUUGCGUUGUGCGGCAUUAAAGGGCUGCAGACUGCUGUGUGUUACACGUAUGCUUGAAGAAGAUUGACGGCGAAGCGGCACGUGUGACGGUGCUGUGCAGUGCGAAUGAGGUGAUUGAGAGUGAAGUACGGUACUUCAAGUGUUUCGGAGCGUGUCACAUCAUAGAGCAUGUAUGUGUAGUUGAGCGGAAACAAGAGCAAGCAGUUGGGAUGGGUUCAGAUGGUGGGAGCAUGUAUGUGUCUGAAGACGACCCACAUUAGGCGGAAGGAAUGCGAGGGUGAGCAGUGUCGUACGGAAUGUGGUCUGAGCCAUCCAGGGACAUUGCCUGGGUGCAGAGAGGGUGCCAAAGAGAAACCAAAACAGAUGAAACCACAAGUUAGGGCAACGUAAUGAAGAUGGAGGUGGGGUUGAAUGCUGCGGUUGGAACAGAAGGCGGCUAGGCCGCUCAGUCGGGGGCGGCGGCUAGCGGUCUUGGUGUUGGCUUUUUGGUGACUCGGCUUGGGUGCGGCGAUUGCCAGGGUAGCCUCAUGCGGCGGAAACCGGGAUUAACAUGUGUUUGUACCCUGCAGGCCCGCCUGCCUCUUGGCUUUGUCGUGUUUUGUUCUUUGGAAAUGGGCGAGGCCGUAUUGUAACGUCGUAACCGAGAGCAUUGGCAGGAUUGUCAGUCGCUGACAGGACCCGGGACAAAGCCACUUGCCGUUUGGUCUUUCUAACGGAUUUCACUUUGGAAUAAGCGGCGUGAUGUAACAUACACGCGGUGCGAGUAGGAUGUAGGGCUGCCGGUGUGAUGCCGCAUCAUCUGGGUGCACCAUGCGUCUGCAAGACCCGGCCAUGCAUGAAGAGCCGGGAUGAAUAUGUGCUUUGCAGCACAACGCCCGUUGCUUUUGCCCUAAUCGACACUCCUGGUUAUCGGUAACAAACCGUCUGUAACGAGCAUUUGUUUC